AUGCCCCCGCCUAGGAAAAAAAAGCGGAAGACGAACAGGGAUGAAUCAUCACGCACAUCCCAAGAUGCCACUCCAAAAUGUAUCUUCUGUGGGCGAGUAGAGAAUGAUACAUCCAAGUACGGAGAGCUCCUGACUAAUGAUCAAGAGAAAAUAACAACACAUCAUUAUUGUUUGCUCUUGUCCAGUGGUGUGCCGCAGAGAGGCCAAGACCAUCAGGGCUUCUACGGGUUCCUCUAUCCUGAUGUGAGAAAAGCAGCGAGUCAGGCAGCAGAGACGCCUUGCACAAUAUGUAAAAAAAGAGGUGCUUCAAUACACUGCAGCAUUAAAACCUGUGAACAACUUGUUCACUUUCCUUGUGGCCAGGAGAAUGAAUUUAUUUUCCAGUUUUACAAGCAGUUUCAAUCGUUUUGCUCAAAACAUCGGCCUGUUCAAAAAAUAACUAAAACACCAAAGGAAAAUCUCAGUGUAUGCACAAUAUGCUUGGAAGAGCUAACACCUGCUCCUGCUCAUGAGGUGAUAAAAAGUCCCUGCUGUAAGAACACAUGGCUGCAUAGGACUUGUCUGCAGAUGCAGGCACUGAAUGCAGGCAAAUACCAUCUAAAGUGUCCUGUAUGUCAAAAUCUGACUCAUUUUCAGGAAGAGUUGCUUCGUAUGGGCAUAUACAUCCCACACAGAGACGCAUCGUGGGAAUUAGAAGCCAAUGCCUAUAGGGAACUUCUCCAAGUUCACGAACAAUGUGACGUAGACCCUUGCCUGUGUGAUUCAGGACGAAAUUACAGCGAGACCGGAAGUCAGUGGUUUCUAAUACGCUGCAACUGCUGUGGGUCAUCGGGGACACACCUGGCUUGUUCAGCAUUGUCAACAGCUGAUUGCACCUGGACUUGUGGAGAUUGCUCACCCAUCCUUGAUAAACCUAAUGCUGAAGAAGAGUUGUUGAAUGAUGCAGUAAUGCCAUCCACUAGUAGUGUGCAUGAACACCCUGCAGUAACAUCUGGAGGAGAGACAAGUUCUCGUGUAAGAGGCUUUAAAAUGAUCACCACCCGGAGGACCAGAAGAACACCUUUAGAACGUGCCAACCCUAAGCCCGCAGGGGGCAAAAAACAUCAUUAAAGUUUAGGCACAGAGUGGGGUCUCCAUCCCCCAUCCCCCACUCUCUUGUAGUUGGCCACAUUUGCUGACUGGGGACACUUGAGCCAACAGACCACCAUCUGCUACUGACUGCCAUAUUUGAAGAACUGGAUGCAGUCCUCUUAUGCAACGUUAUUGAUAACA
Messenger RNA from Pseudophryne corroboree (corroboree frog), 1272 nucleotides. Its product is annotated as G2/M phase-specific E3 ubiquitin-protein ligase-like. The transcript has 10 exons. Bases 1 to 1110 code for a protein of 369 amino acids. Gene Ontology annotation, cellular component: nucleus. The record is from RefSeq and is a predicted model, not a curated record. Lineage: Eukaryota; Metazoa; Chordata; Amphibia; Anura; Myobatrachidae.